Molecule: messenger RNA, 1347 nt
Organism: Guillardia theta CCMP2712
Lineage: Eukaryota; Cryptophyceae; Pyrenomonadales; Geminigeraceae
Exons: 7
Coding region: 1-1347 (448 amino acids)
Biological process (GO): regulation of mitochondrial mRNA stability; mitochondrial RNA processing
Cellular component (GO): ribonucleoprotein granule; mitochondrial matrix
Molecular function (GO): RNA binding
Source: RefSeq, a predicted model, not a curated record
AUGGAGGUGAUGCAACAAGUAUCCGUUCGGCUGCAGAAUAUUCAAGGAGAGGUUUUGAGCCCCCUGGACAUCUCCAACAUUGCCUGGUCAUUCGGCAAUGUAGGCUAUCAGGAUGUUGACUGCAUGAGCUCAAAGUCUAAGCAAUCUUCUCUGGGCCAUUGCGAAGAUUCAAUACAAGGAUACAAUACUGGCUUCAAGCGUGCGGGAAGAGAUUUCGAAUCUCGUAUGGGCGAUGGUCAUCAUUCAAGCAAUUUGUUUGACAAAGCAAAAAAGGGCCUGUUGCAUCCUUCAUCUCAGUUGUCAAGAUAUUCUCCUCAGUCAAUUUCAAACAUUGUAUGGGCUCUGGCAAAGUGCAAUGAGAUCAAUGACGACAUCUUGCAAAUGUUUUCUGAUCAUGUCAUGAAGGUGGGAUUAUCAAGUUUCAAGGUCAAAGAUGUCUGCCUCCUUAUCCAUGGAUAUUCGAAUUCUAAUGUCGGCUACGAACUUUUCGAAGCACUCGUUCCAUGGCUGCAGCAGAUAGGCUUACAGCAACUCACUGAAGAUCAGAUCACAAGUUUUUCGUGGGUCUUGGCAAACAGGUUGCGUGUACGUCAGGUUCCAAAUACGGGGACCAAACAACUUUCGCAGAAUUCGCGGUAUUCUCACUCGUCCUUGGAUCCUUUGGAUGAGAGUUUUGGUCAGCACAAGGAGGAUAUUGCCGAGCUACAGCUGAUGAUGUUGAUUCGCACUUGGGUACUCUCCAAUCCCUUGAAGGGAUUCAGGUCCAAGGACUUGUCUCUGCUCGUCUGGUCUUUCGCUGUUUCGUUCCCCAUGGAGAAGUUGAUCUUGUUUCCUGUGAAUGAGUGCCUUCGCUCUCAGGACAUCAGCACUUUUUCAACUCUCUCCUUGGUCAACAUCGCCUGGGCCUAUGCGCACAUACUUAAGGGAAGGGAUGAGUACUUCGUGGAUACCAUGAAAGGAAUCAGCCAAGAGAUAGAGAGAAGGGGAGUGCACAACAUCCCAAGCCAUCAACUUUCCAGUUUUGCCUGGUCCUGUUGCAAACUUGGGCUAAGGGACGAACGGCUUUUUCAGGAUAUAGCGUGCCUCCUCGAUGCUGGCUUUCUGCAGAAGCUGACCAAUCACUCAUUGAUCUCCUUGCUAUGGGCUCUCGGGAUAACUGACGUCAUGAAGCAUAUUCAACUCACCAUCUUCGAGCAAGAGAUUCUCAAGAGACAAGUGAGGUCGUUCAAUGCGAUCGAGUUGAACACGGCAGCACUGGCCUUCUCACGGACUCGCUACCAGGGUAGAAUAUGGGAGGAGCUCGAUGCUGAGGCCAUCCGCAGAUCUAGGGGAAAGAAGGGGAAAUGA